Molecule: messenger RNA, 3087 nt
Organism: Clunio marinus
Lineage: Eukaryota; Metazoa; Arthropoda; Insecta; Diptera; Chironomidae
Source: the annotation of a GenBank genome assembly
AUGGAAAAAUUUCGAAUUUGCCCAUCUGGAACUUAUCAUGACCCAUUGAAAGAUCGAUGUCGUUUGGUGCCGGGUGGUGGAAAUCUUAUCAAAUUUAAUCUAGAUGCAAAAUGUUCACGUGGUUUUAUUGGUCUACUUGCACAUUCACGAAAUUCUCGCUAUUAUUACGUUUGUCAACGAAAUGCAGUUCUGACUUGUAAAUGUAAAACAAAGGAACGAUUUAAUCGUAUGAAUUUACGUUGUGAAAGGAAAGGAAGACGACGCUCAUCUAAAGAACGACAUUCACAUGCCAUUGUUGAGAAUAUUCUUGAAAAAUACAAAUGUAUAGAGAACUCAGGAAUCUCUCAAGGAAGUUCACAAUAUUCACAGAGUUUUGAAGAGCCAAUAACAUUUCGUUCAGUGGAAAUGGAAAAGAACGAACAAUUUGAUCUUUUCCAUAAUCUUCUUAAAGAAAUUCAAAGAAAGCAACAAGAACUUAAAAGUACCGAAGAAUCUCAAAAUUCUAGUGAUCAACAAAACAUAAUUCAAAAAAAUAGAAAUAAGGAAAGUUUGGAACAACAAAAACAAACGUUCACCAAACUUGACGAGUCAACAUCAAGCACGAUUGAAAUUAAUUCCCAAAGAUUGACAGAAAAAGUAGAAACCUCAUCAAAAUUUUCAACUCCUAGACUAUGGUCAACUUUUUUUGUUUCUCCAACUUCAAAACCUUUGAUAGAAUCAGAACUUAUUGAUCCCCGCAAACUUCAAGUUUCUACAACCGAAAAAUCUUUCACUGUUAUUGAAUCAAUUGAAGCUCAGAGAACUAAUAAACAGACUGUCAAUCCUGUAGAUGAAACAAGUCAAAUGUUUGGAAAAUCUCUCGCACCAAUUACAUUUGAAAACAAUGCUAAUGAGUUAGCUGAAUCGAUGGGUCGAAGUGAAAAGGAAACUGAAAAGGAAACUUUAAAAUCAACGCUGAAACCUGAAUCGGUUGAUCGCGUUUUGGAUGAAUUUGUGAAAAGAAACUUAACAAUUACUAGUAUAAAAGGAAAAAGGCCAGAUCGAUUUAAUAAGAACAAUACAUUUGAUUAUGAUUUUGAAGAUGAAUUCGCCAAAACUGAACAGAGAAAGAAAUUUGUUGAAUACUAUGAAUUGAUUGAAUAUUAUUACGAGGAUGAGCCAAACGUCACGUUAUGGACAAAAGAAGGCGAAACAACAAUAAUUGUUGAAUUUGAUGAAACAACAUUACCAACAACAGUUGAAUCUUUGCAAGCGACAGGAAAUGAAUCCAAUGAAUUAGCAAUUGAAAUAACAACUGAAAUUUCAGAAAAUAAUUUUGCUGACAUAGACUCAAGUGCAAGUGAGAGUAAAACUGUAGAAAUCUUUGACGAACAUCCCCAAUUUGUGCAUCAAAGAUCUGAAAGUUUAGUGACUUUGAAAUCUGUUAAUGGAAAUGCUGCAAUUGAAUUAACAACGGAAGCUUCAACAGACAAGACGACAAGUGAUUAUUCUGAAGAUGUUCAAUCAACGAUAAUUGACUCAACAACAUCAGGAAUUACCCUUGAUACUACAACAUUUGAAACAACCGACACAAUUUCAACAACAUUUGAAACUUCUACAAGUCUCUCUGAUAGUAAUUUUGAGAGAUUGAUUAUUACAAAUCUCCCUUCUACACUAUUAGAAACAACGACUGAGGAUAUUGACAAAACUAAAGAAAUGACUACAACUACCGAAAGCUAUGACACAACAACGAUAGAAGUAACGACACAUCAGAACCAAUUACUGAAUUAUAAAUCUGAUAAAUUUUUAAGAAACUUUGAUAAGAGAAAAAAUAAUGAAGUGGUUGAUAUUACAUCAACUACAGAUGUCAUUUCUACCAAAAUCACUGAAGCUAAUAUUGAAGUUUCAACUACAGAUUUGCCGCAAUCAACGAUCAUUGAAUCAACAACGGAAAAGUUUGAUGCAUCAACAAUGGAAACGUUUUAUGAAUCAACGACGGAAAAGUUUGAUGGAUCAACAACGGAAAGAUUUUAUGAAUCUACAACUGAAAAUUUUGAUGAAUCAACUUUGGAAACUUCAAUUAUGACUUUGUCUCCUGAUACAAAAACUACACCGGUUGAUGAAGUUAUAGAUGUUUUGAAAGGAAAAGGAUUAGAAUCAACCACCGACAAAUACAAUUCUGAUGAAACUACAACAACCAACAACGAAGCUGCAUCAAUUCCUACUACUGAAAGUACUAGUCUUGAUCUUGAUACCACAGAAUUAACAACUGAAGUUUAUUCGACAACAUUGAAUAAAGAAUUUGUAGAACCGUCCUUUACUGUUAUUCCUUCAGUAGUUAAAGGGAGAAACGAUUUUCAUUCAGAUUACCAAGAACAAGAAGUUGAUUUUAAAGAAAUUUCAACUACAACGGAAUCAGAAAUAAGCACAACUGUUACUGAAACAACAACUGACAAUGGCUCAACAAUUGAUGUUAAUGAUUAUUCAACUGAAUCAGAAAUAAGCACAACUUUAACUGAAACAACAACUGACAAUGGUUCGACCAUUGUUAACGAUUACGACCAAUCAACAGUUAAUAAUGAAGACAGUGAAACUUUUGCUACGCUUUCAUCUGAAUCGACAACUGACAGUUAUACCAGUACUAUGAUAACCAUCGAUGAAACUUAUGAGAAGGCAGAAGAUUUGUAUACGAUCAAUAACAACGAUUUCCCGUUGAUAACUUCCACCUCAAGUGCAACUGAAAAUGAUAUUGAAACAUCAACUUUAACCCAGAAUGUAGAGACAACCACUUUAACUCAGGAAAUAGAAACAACAACAAAUUCUUCUCCACUACAGACGUUACUAGGAAGAUCGGAAGAUUUUAAUGAGAAAGAAGUGUCGGUGCAUGAAUUACCCAAAAAAGAGUACGAAUACUAUUACGUUUAUGAGGAAUAUUACGUGGAUGAUCCUACUGAAAUUAUAAAUCAAACAAAGACUGAUAAUAAUAGUAAAAACAACAACAGUAAUAUUCAAAAAGUUUGGCAAAAGCAAAAGCGCGACAAUUCAUUCGAAUACUAUGUUGAGUCAUUAAGUGCUUCACGUGAAUACAGAAAAAAUAUCGCAAAAUAA